GCCAUUAUAAAAAGGAGUGAUGCAACGAGCCGGCGACAACUGUAACUUUAGCAGCUGAACGCGAGAACACUCCAGUCGGAGGAGAGCAUCACAACACACGCGUUUUAUUCAGUCAAAAUAAGAUUUCGGAAUGAUGCUUCAGCAUCCUGGUUUCGGUCCCUCGGAGAUCAGUGCGACUGCUUUGGUCCCCUGCCUCUCCCCGCCCGGCUCACUCACGCUGGACGACUUCACCAACUUCACUCCAUUAGUGAAAGAGGAGCUGCGCUACGCCAUUCAGAACAAACGCCUGUCCAACGGCAUGAGCACCCUGACCACUGACCGAGCGUGUAUGAACACAGAACGCCCCACUGAACUACCUGUGAUGAAGCGUGAGACCAAUCCAGUGGAGAAUGAAAGGAGAAAAAGAAGGAGAGAAAGAAACAAAAUUGCAGCAGCGAAAUGCAGAAACAAGAAAAGGGAGACAACAGACCAUUUACAAAAGGAGUCAGAGAAGUUGGAGUCCGUCAAUGCUGAGUUGAAAGCCCAGAUUGAGGAGUUGAAGAACCAAAAGCAGCAGCUAGUUUAUAUGCUCAACCUGCAUAGGCCCACCUGUAUUGUCCGUGCUCAGAACGGCCAGACUCCUGAAGACGAGAGGAAGCUCUUCAUCCAGCAAAUCAAAGAGACCACCCUGCAGGGUCUGAAUCUUACCACAAGUGGACCAACACACACCUCAAUACCAACUAGCUGUGGGCAUCUCUAAAUCACAAGCUGUAUAGGCAAGAAGCUAAUGGUUUGGCAGUCCUUGCCAAGGAACGCUGGAAGGUUCACCCACGUUAUAAAGGACUAAACACGGGCGCCUGCCAUGCUGCCAGUUAAGGUCGAUCUGAUGUACACUGAAAGAGACUGUUAAAGCACUAAAGUGUCGAAGGACUUAUUUAAAUGUGUUCGUAAUUGUAUGUAUGUUUAACAUGAUAUGCUUUUUAUAUGCACCAAAGCCUGAUGUCAUGUUGAUGCUAGAACAACAUGAUUUCAUUUAUUUAUCAGCUUGUUGGUUAAAUGAAACCCUGGCGGUGUGUUUGACAGCAAGUACUAUUCUAGUGAGAGAAAAACAAAUGUAGUCAUUUGCGUGUAUCUUUUUCAUUUAUUGGCAAGACAUACAGGGUGACGAAGUUGUUCAGUUUAGUUACAUAUUUAUCUGUGGCCUCUGCCUUGUUAGGUGUCCACAUAACCUGCCACAUGAAGUAUUUCAAGCUGCUACUAAUCGCUCAGGACUUGGCCUAUAUAUAUAUUGCAGGAAACUCAUUAAAUAGACAGAUCAAAUAACAGGGAAGUCGACACGAAGUGGACUUUGAGACAAUGAGGUGUCCCGCACACUACUUACAAGGAAGUUUCUACCCUUCAUCACUGAAAGCCUUCUCGCUAUGACCUCAAACGUCUGACUAUGUUGUUGUUACAAUGCUGUGAGCAGGAAGAUCUGCAUUUGUCAGCCUACUGUAAAAAAAAAAA
Sinocyclocheilus anshuiensis is the source of this 1485-nucleotide messenger RNA. Its product is annotated as cyclic AMP-dependent transcription factor ATF-3-like. Bases 131 to 739 code for a protein of 202 amino acids. Gene Ontology annotation, biological process: regulation of transcription by RNA polymerase II. Lineage: Eukaryota; Metazoa; Chordata; Actinopteri; Cypriniformes; Cyprinidae. The record is from RefSeq and is a predicted model, not a curated record. Gene Ontology annotation, molecular function: DNA-binding transcription factor activity, RNA polymerase II-specific; RNA polymerase II cis-regulatory region sequence-specific DNA binding. Gene Ontology annotation, cellular component: nucleus. The transcript has 4 exons.